AUGGUCUUGGGAGAGGCAGAAAUAAAUGUGUCACGGAGCAACCCUCGCAGACAAUGGCUGGAGAGGUCGCGGGCGCAUUUCGACACAAUGCAAGCACCCACGCGCUUUUUUGUCGCCGCACAAUCGCGCGGAUCGAUCGAUCAACACGUGCAUGUAAAUCGAGGACUUCUGGAAUUAACUCUUCGCGGCGUGAACGGAGAUGGUAAAUCGUUUUUAAUAACGCUCGAGAUAGCAUUCGGCGAUAAUGAUCUUCGAUUAGCGAUGCGCCCGCGCAAUGCGAGCUUCAAGAACGCUCAACAGACAAAUUAUAAGCGGCUACCGAUGCGAUAA
Molecule: messenger RNA, 330 nt
Organism: Leptosia nina
Lineage: Eukaryota; Metazoa; Arthropoda; Insecta; Lepidoptera; Pieridae
Source: the annotation of a GenBank genome assembly